This is a messenger RNA of Etheostoma spectabile (orangethroat darter), 896 nucleotides long. Its product is annotated as ladderlectin-like. The record is from RefSeq and is a predicted model, not a curated record. NCBI's taxonomy places the organism in Eukaryota, Metazoa, Chordata, Actinopteri, Perciformes, Percidae. The coding region runs from base 138 to 761 and encodes 207 amino acids. The transcript has 9 exons.
AGCGUGCAUAUAUAUACAUAUCAAACAGAGACUCUAGUCAUCACUCACCUGUCUGGUACCUGAAGAACACUUCAUAUUUACCUGCUUCUCUCUUUUUCAGAUCUGUGAGCAUCCACCACCGUUCAUCAGCUUUCAUCAUGAAGAUUCUUCUGGUCCUCUCUGUUCUCCUCUGUGCUGCUCUGUCCACCAGGGCUGCAACAGUUUUUCCAGCUGAGGCUGCCGCAGUACCACAGGAAAACAAACCUGCACCAAAAUCAGUUGUUCCAGAUGAGGCUGAUGCAGUCCCACAGGAAAACAAACCUGUGCCAAAAUCAGAGAUGGAUGCUGAUACUGAUGUUGCUGAUAGCAGAGAACCUGUUCAACCUCAUGCCCGUUUUGAUUUCUGCCUUGAUGGUUGGCAUAGUUUCCGUGGUAGCUGCUACUACUUAGCCAACUUUAAUUAUCCCUGGAGCAAUGCAGAGCGCUAUUGUGCCAGCUUUGGUGGCAGUCUGGCUUCAGUCCACAACAUCUUGGAGUAUAAUUUCCUCCAGCGUCUGGUCAAGACUGGGGGCCACACUUUGGCCUGGAUUGGAGGUUACUAUUUCCAGGGUUUUUGGAGAUGGGAAGACGGCUCAGUGUUUGACUAUAGCAACCCGGGAUCAAUGAGCUCCACUGCCAGUUACCAGUGCCUACAGGUCAACUCUCAAACGUCCAAGGGCUGGUCCAAUAACGGCUGCAGCACAAGCUACCCAUUUGUCUGCCAGAUAAAUCCAACCUGCUAGACGUAACAGUGUGUGCAGUGCUCCUCCUGACUUCUACAGAUGAUACUUAAGCUGCUGUUUGUUCUUUAUAUGACUGCAUGUCACUGUCAUGAUUUAUGCUGGACCAAAAGUAAUCAUACACAUUAUUGGUUGAUG